CUUAUAUUAUAGAACAGACUAAGGCUGAAUUUCAUUUAGAAAAUACAGAUUUGGCUAUUAUUUCUAAUGACCUUACUAUGAAUAGUGACAGUAGUUUCACUAAGAAAAGAAACUUAAAGUAUGCUGAUCUACAAAUAAUAUGUCAUUGGGUUUUGAAUGCUUGGAAAGAUAUUUCUGAAGGCAUUAUUGAUAAAAAAAAUUCAAAUGAAAAUUUAAAUAAUAAUGAGUUUGAUGAUAAUAGUGAAGAAGAGAUGUCUAACAAUAAUAAAGAGUUAAUAUUUGAUGAUAAUAAAAAAAUGAUGUCUGAUAAUAAUAAAGAAGUAUCUGAUAAAGAUAAUAAUAAAAAAAAAUUUGACAAAGAUAAUAAACCUAAUAAUAAUGAUUAA
Messenger RNA from Cetraspora pellucida, 386 nucleotides. The record is from the annotation of a GenBank genome assembly. Lineage: Eukaryota; Fungi; Glomeromycota; Glomeromycetes; Diversisporales; Gigasporaceae.